AUGGCGCCGGGGUCCAAGCCCGGCAGGGUGAAGCCGUCCGAGGUGGCGGCCGACACCAAGCGCAACUUCAUACCCAUGGUCAGCGCGAGCUACGCCGACGUCUUCCCCCCCUUUUCGGUGCUCUACCGACACCCGACGGCCCAGCUGGACAUUCCCCGCCGGACCCUGAGCACCCGCCCUCCCGCCUUUCACUUCGUCGCCGAGGACCCCGUCAUGGCGGCCAUAUCGUACGGCGCCGCCGACACCCAGGCCAGCGAGGCCGCCGGCGGCGGCAGGGUGCGGAUCCCCGUCAUCUGCGCCGCCAACGAGCGCCGCCCGGGAGGCGACUGGGAGACGGGCUCGUCGGGGUACGAAGAGAAGCUGUGUCGCCGGAGCAACCUCUCCGCGACGCUGAGCGCCCCUUGGCCGGGCAGCGGGGAGCCGUCCAACUACCCCAUUCCCUCGACGGGCGGCAUUCUGUCGGAUUCCGUCGUCGUCUGCCGAGGGCCCCACGACCGCUACGAGAAGCUCGACCGGUGGUACGACCUGCCCGUCGUCUCGGUGCCGCCGACGCGGUGGCCGAAACUCAAGGACAACGGGUCCCGGUACUCGUUCGCCGAGGAGCGGGGCAUGAUGCGUGACAAGAUGCGCGGCGCGCUGCGCAUCUGCCUCUACAACAACUACGACCGCGUCGUCAUCGGCGACUUUGGCCUGGGCAACAGCUGCCGCAACCCGCCGCAGGAGGUGGCCGAGAUCUGGCGCGACGUCUUCUUGUUCGACCCAGAGCUGCGCGGCCAGUUCGCCUACGUCAUCUUUGCCUUUGAGGACCCGACGCAGAGCACGACGCAGCUCAUCCUUGACGAGAUUGCCAAGAGGGACAAGAAGGGCGGCUCCAAGGGGCGGUCACGCGGCGAGUCGUCGGGAUCCAACUCUUCGUCGUCGUCGCGGGGACGCGCGCCGACGGACCUUGGCAUAUUCCAGCGCGCCUUCGACCCGGCCGAGAUCCAGCGAGUCCUGAGCGCCCCUGACCCGCGGUACGGCCUGGGCAUGAUUACGUCCUGA
Messenger RNA from Purpureocillium lilacinum, 1041 nucleotides. RefSeq lists its product as uncharacterized. The record is from RefSeq and is a predicted model, not a curated record. NCBI's taxonomy places the organism in Eukaryota, Fungi, Ascomycota, Sordariomycetes, Hypocreales, Ophiocordycipitaceae.